AUGUCUCACUUGGAACAAUCGGUUUCCUCCGCUUCUAUUCCUCUCGAGGACGAGUUCUAUGAUCGCCACAUCCGUAUCGCUGGUGUCGAUGGCGGGAUACUCAACGAAGCUGUUCAGGGCAUCACCGGUCUCAGAAGAGAUCCUGGUCAAGCGGUGCGAACUGCACAGUACGAAGGCAAGAAGACUCCUGCACUCGACACCUGGGACACCAGAGUCUCCUCCAGACUGAAGUGGAUUCCAGCAUGGAAUGACUAUAGCUUGACCCAACUGUCUUCUGAUGGCUUUACCUUGGAAGAGCGAACGAGAGCCGGUCAGUCUUGGAUCAACAUUCCAGGUAGCACACAUGCUGGAGGACUGGUCUACCUGGGUGGCGCAACGAAAGGCGGGUUGGCGCUCGGACUGAGAAAUUUUUGGAAGCAAUACCCAUCUCAACUAGACAUUUCGAAUGCUGCGACGGAUGUUGGUUCCAUCACUGUCUGGCUCUACAGUCCCGCUGCCCAACCUUUGGGCACCAGACCCUUCCACAAUGGAUUAGGCGGAUAUGACUCGCCACAUGGAGUCGCAAAGACAAGCGAGCUCUUCCUUUUUGGCUUCGAAAGCACACCUGGGUCUGAUUCUCUUGCAACAUUGACUGAGCACAUCAACUCGCCACCUGUCCUUGUCGCUGAUCGUGACCAUAUCGUCAAGUCGGAAGCACUUGGAGCCUACUGGCAGAGCCCUAACAAUCUCAACUUCGUUGCCCAGUUCUACCAGGGUCAAGUGUCUCAACGUAAGUGGUAUGGCUUCUGGGAUCACGGUGAUGUGAUGCAUACACACGAUGUUGCCCGUCACGAAUGGCGAUAUGAUGUUGGAAGUUACGCUUGGGACAAUUCUGAGCUAUCUCCCAAUCUUUUGUUCUGGAACCAGUUCCUUCGCACCGGUCAGGCUGAUCUCUAUCGCUUUGCCGAAGCGCAUACAAGGCACACUGGUGAGACAGACGUCUAUCAUCUUGGGCCUUGGAAAGGUCUGGAGACAAGACAUGGCGUGCUCCAUUGGUCAGACUCUUCCAAGCAAAUCCGCAUCUCUCAGCCGCAAUACCGCAAGGUCUAUUACUACCUCACUGUCGUGGACCCGAGAAGGAAGGUGCGAGCUGCAAACAUCACUUACGUUGCUGACUCCAAGGCUCUUCUCAUCGAUGUUGGACUGGAUUGGUCCGGACAAGCAGCGGCUUGGCUCAUCGAGUGGGAACGUCGUGGCCCUCGCUGGCAAGAAGCAAAGUCCAAACUCCUCGAGACCAUGAAGGGCAUCGCAAACUUGAAGAACGGUUUCGUCACUGGCGAAGCGCUAUACAACCUGUACAAUGGUACCAUAAGUCCUCCUUCGCAGGACCCAAGCAAUAAACGCGUGGUCCAAGUAUCGCAUCUGACUGCCGUGUUUGGCCUCGUCGAGGUGAUCGCAGAACUGACGACCCAUUUUGGCGACGUCUUCCCAGCAGACUUCGAACAAGCCUGGUUAGACUAUUGCUACUACUUCAGCGCCACACAAGCUGAACAGCAAGCACGCUAUGGAGAAGUUUUUGGAAAACUGAAUCUCUAUCAAGGCCAUUCGCGUUUGACAGCGUAUGCUGCAAACAAACUGAACAAUGCGACAUUGGCUGCUCGUGCAUGGAACGAGCUUUACAAUACCGAUGGCUUCAAGGCAGAUGCGCCGUGGAAGAUUGAACGAGUCGAUGGGAGCAAGGUUCUUUUCCCCGUUGAUGAGGCGGCUUGGGUCAGUACGAAUGAUGUGGGACAGUAUGGGAUGGCCGCGAUUGAGAAUCUAGCUCUGAUUGGCGAAUAUCUCCCAUAG
This is a messenger RNA of Aureobasidium namibiae CBS 147.97, 1827 nucleotides long. RefSeq lists its product as uncharacterized. The record is from RefSeq and is a predicted model, not a curated record. NCBI's taxonomy places the organism in Eukaryota, Fungi, Ascomycota, Dothideomycetes, Dothideales, Saccotheciaceae. The coding region runs from base 1 to 1827 and encodes 608 amino acids. The transcript is spliced from 3 exons.